Molecule: messenger RNA, 2576 nt
Organism: Nilaparvata lugens (brown planthopper)
Lineage: Eukaryota; Metazoa; Arthropoda; Insecta; Hemiptera; Delphacidae
Product: nose resistant to fluoxetine protein 6-like
Exons: 14
Coding region: 387-2513 (708 amino acids)
Molecular function (GO): acyltransferase activity, transferring groups other than amino-acyl groups
Source: RefSeq, a predicted model, not a curated record
ACCAGCUUCAUUGAAUUCAAUUUUAUUGACAUUAUUUAUGAAACAGUGAAAAAACAAUAUUCAAAUCCACUAGAAUGUCGGAACUGAGGACAAAUAAUAUGAAUUUCAUUAAUAUUUAUAAACCGGCUCAGCGCUAUUCAUGAAGGGAGACAAAAUCUGCCCAAGGUAAUUUAAUCAGCAACAGAAGUUUUUUGCUAGUAGUCAAGACGUGUUCACCUCAGAUCUGCGAUUCGGAGUUAGUCAUUCAAAAGUUUCGGUGGAAGCGCGAAGAUAUGAAUCCAGUUUGUUAGGAUGUUUUAUGUUCGCGAGUGUUAGAAUAGCAACACUAGUCUGCGCAGUUUGAGGUGCAUUAGUGUGCGUGAAGUUUAGUGUACCUAGUUUACAAGAUGAGAGCUGUCAAAAAACUGACAAACUUUGGAUUAGUGAUAUAUGGUUUGCUGAGUUGUGUAUUGUUUCAACAUGUUUCUGCAGAUUCUUUCUACAGAGCCUACUACAGCCAAAUGAGGCUGGACCUUGUCACCAGGUUGCAGCAACUGGGAGUGCACGGUCAUAUUGAUAUUUUUGGCAAAAAUAAAUUGGGUCUGUACAUUCCAACUGACUCCAUCAGUCCACAAUGUCAGGAGCACAGUCAACUGUACUUGAAAGGAGUCGAACAGUAUGAGAGAUGGGCUUUGGAAAUGCUGGAUUCAUCAGGGAAAGUACCCUCUGGUCUGUUUAACGGUAACGUUCAAGACUUGGGCAACUUCGAGCAAUGCCUGGAAUCGGUCACAAUCGCUCCAUACAAUGUCCAGUACUGCGCUCUAUGGAUCAAGAACUUGCACAAACUGCCAGAUACUGAAGAAGAUUCACCACCCGCAGUAGGUGGAGUGGACAUGUUUCGGCCAUAUUUGGAGAUUGGUAUCUGUCUGCCAGCGUCUUGUAAAAAAGCUGACAUAAUGUCUCAUUAUAAUAACAUGUUGACUCCCUACAACAUGUCAAUCGAUCUGAAUAAGUAUGCUUGCACUGUGGCCAACGAGCGGGAUCCACUUACUUAUCCUGACAUAUUUUUCUUGAUAAUUUUGGCAGUAACAGUGACCCUGGGCAUUGCCGGAAGCUAUCUGUCCAUUUUCAAUCCGAACCCGGACUCGAAACCAGGUUCCCUUGCAAAACUCCUGUCUUGCUUCUCUUUUUACGGAAAUGCGAAAUCACUGAUAACUCUGACAAGUUCAAAGGAGCCUCUGAUGAUCCUGCAUGGAAUGAAAUGCAUAUCAGCUCUGUGGGUGAUGUUGGCCCAUGCAGCUAGCUUCAUGUUUAUUUUCCCAAUGAUGAAUAUGAGCACCGCUUUGAAGUUUGUAUCGGACCGUCUAACUUCUAUGGUUAUGGUGAAGGGUGAGCUGGCUGUAGAUUCCUUCUUCUUCAUAACUGGAGUUCUGGUCUUCUACAUGGCCAACAAAUCCCUCAAAAAAGGCACACGAUUUUAUAUUCCCUACUUCUACUUCUCCCGUUUUAUUAGGUUAGCACCAGCUUACUACAUGCACAUAUUAAUCAUACUGACGGUUGUGAGGUACAUGAACGGGGGACCCAUGUGGAAGUAUCACGUGUUGACUCCCAGGGAUAACUGCUACAAAUCUUGGCCUUACCAUUUGAUAUUUGCCAACAAUUUUAUCAAUACCGAGGAACAGUGCACACCUACAGACUGGUACGUAGCAAUUGACAUGCAGCUCCAUAUUUUGGCACCACUACUGAUGAUUCCGCUCUUCAAAAGUCGGAAGUGGAUGUCGCACUUCCUACUUCCAUUCAUCAUUUUGGUGGGAUCUCUGGCCCUGGGUGCAGUCACCUACAUUAACAACUUCCCUGCUACAUUCAUGAAUGAUAGAUUAUCAUUCAGACCCAAAUCAUUCACAGAUGAGUAUGUGCUAACUUAUUUGAGGUUCACACCAUAUGCUAUUGGAAUUUUAACAGGGUACAUACUGUCUAAAGGGAAGUUGAAGAUUUCCAAGACACUAGCUUGGCUGGGAUGGUUGGUGACGUCAUCACUACUAGGUGUUGUGCUAUGGAUGUCGUGGUAUGUCCACCAGGAGACAGUGCUCUAUGACAGAACCAUCGCUGCUCUACACAAUGGAAUGCAGAGGACUGCAUUUGCGCUGUUUUUGGCGUGGAUUGUACUUACAUGCGAAUUUGGAAUGGCAGGUCCCCUCAAGAAACUACUGAGCUGGAAACUUUUUCAACCAAUGAGCCGAUUAUCUUACGCAAUUUAUCUCACCAGCUCUGGACUUCAAUACUCGAUGGCUUCAUCUAGACUACAUUCAUAUGCUUUCAGUGAAACUGAGAUUUACAGAGAUCUAUGUGGCGAUAUAGUCUAUGCUGUGGGCAUAGCAUUUAUAUUCUGUCUACUUUUUGAAGCGCCCUACGUCAAAUUGGCCAACCUGGUAUUCAAUAGAAAUAAUACGACAGAGAGGACAGUAAAAAGAAGAAGGAGCGGUAAUAGCCAAUAUGUUUUACAAGAAGCAGGAGCUGUGGUCAAUAACACUUGAAUGUGAAUAUAGCUUAGUUUGUAAAGACGAACUGUAAUAUAUUAUCUUUAUUCUGUGAAUAAA